AUGGCAAAACAAGUAAAUAAGUCUGAUAAGAAACUGGGUACCACCGAGGUACCCGUAGAGGAACAAUCAACUGAAACUCAUGUAGAGCAUUCUCAUCAUACACGUCAUCAUGAUGCAAAAGAAGCUAAAGUUUUGAAGAAGAAAUUACACCAAAGUAGAAGAGUUGUCUUUAUUUUGGGUGCUGUUUUAGGUAUAUGUGGAGCUAUAUUUUUUUCCACAUCACCAGAAACAUUGAUGGUAAGGGAUUUAGAUAGUUAUGUGAAUUUUGAUUCAUUUUCCAACGUGUUUGGUGAUUGGAAAGAUAUGUUUCCAUCGUCAAUUCAAUCGGUGUUGUCAGAUUUCACCGAUAAAGAUAAUGAGCAAUUGAAUGGAUCAGCAGAUUCUUUUUCCGUGGGGAGAAGAAUGGCCAGUGAAAAGUUAUCGGCCAAGGAUAAUGUCGUUAUGGUUCCGGGUGUUAUAUCUACUGGAAUCGAAAGUUGGGGUUUAUCCACUGAUGGGGAUUGUCCUUCUAUCAACCACUUCCGAAAAAGAUUAUGGGGAUCUUUUUACAUGUUGAGAACGAUGGUCUUGGAUAAAACAUGUUGGUUGAGGCAUAUAAUGUUGGAUCCGGAAACCGGUCUUGAUCCACCUAAUUUCAAGCUUAGAGCUUCCCAAGGUUUUGAUGCUGCUGAUUUUUUCAUUGCCGGAUAUUGGAUUUGGAACAAGAUUUUACAAAAUCUAGCUGUUAUUGGCUAUGGUCCUAAUAAUAUGAUAUCUGCUGCUUAUGAUUGGAGAUUGGCUUAUUUAGAUUUAGAGAAAAGAGAUGGUUAUUUCACUAAAUUGAAAUAUCAAAUUGAAGUCAAUUAUAAAUUGAGUGGUGAAAAGACCAGUUUAAUUGGUCAUUCCAUGGGAUCCCAGGUUAUCUUUUACUUCCUAAAAUGGGUAGAAGCUGAAGGGGAACAUUAUGGUAAUGGGGGUCCUAAUUGGUGUAAUAAAUAUAUCGCUUCUGUUGUGGAUAUUAGUGGAUCUUCUUUGGGUACACCAAAGACUUUGACUGCUUUGAUCUCCGGGGAAAUGAAGGAUACGGUUCAAUUGAAUGCCUUAGCAGUGUACGGGUUAGAAAAGUUCUUCAGUAGAAAGGAAAGACUCGAUAUGUUAAGAACUUUUGGUGGAAUUCCAAGUAUGAUUCCUAAAGGGGGUGAAUUGAUCUGGGGAAACUUGAGUCAUGCACCGGAUGAUCCAACUAAUACCUUGAUGACAGAAAAUGAUGCAUUAAAUGAUACUUCUGCCUUAGAUGGUCCUAAAGAUGAAAGUUUUGGUAAUUUCAUUAGAUUGAAAUCUGCUCAAGGUGAUAGAAAUUUGACCAUGGAUCAAGCUAUUGAUUAUUUAUUAGAUUUCUCACCACCAUGGCUUUCAAAUAGGAUUAAAGAUCAAUAUUCUUUCGGUUUUGCAAAGACUGAAAGUGAAGUUCAAAAAAAUAAUCAUGACCAUUCCAAAUGGACUAAUCCUUUAGAGGCAUCUUUACCUAACGCCCCAGACAUGAAAUACUAUUGUUUCUAUGGUGUGGGUAACCCUACUGAAAGAGCUUACUCUUACAAAGAUGCUGAACCUGACUCCAAAUUAAAUAUUACUAUUGACCCUGAAGCAGUUGAUCCUGUUUAUUUCGGUGAUGGUGAUGGUACUGUCAGUUUGUUGACCCACUCUGCCUGUCAUAUUUGGCAAAGAAAUAAUACCAGAUUCAACCCUGGUAACAUUCCUGUCACUAUUGUAGAAAUCAAACAUGAACCUGAUAGAUUUGAUAUUAGAGGUGGAGCUAAAACUGCCGAACAUGUAGAUAUCUUAGGAUCAGCUGAAUUGAAUGAGUUAGUGUUGAAAGUCACUGCUGGUAAGGGUGACACCAUCGAAAAUAGAUACAUAAGUGAGUUAAAGAACAUUGUAGAGAAGAUGGAAAUUUAA
Messenger RNA from Yamadazyma jaroonii, 1935 nucleotides. The record is from the annotation of a GenBank genome assembly. Lineage: Eukaryota; Fungi; Ascomycota; Pichiomycetes; Serinales; Debaryomycetaceae.